AUGCCUGAUUAUUUAUCAAGAUCUCCAGUUGAUGACGCUGAAGAAGAUCCUGAUGAAAUUUCAAAUCUUGUUUCAACAUCAACACAAACCGAUUCUUCAUAUAUUAAUAAAAAUGUAUCUAUUAUUACAGCUGUUGAAACUCGUGCAAUGAAAUUAAGAAAUAUAAAUAUAAAUGAUAUAAAUGGAACUACAAAAUUAACAUCAGAUUCUCUAAAUACCUCCAAUCAAGAGAAUCGAAUCAUUUCAUUUUCAAUGGAACAAUUAAUGAAAGCUCAACAACAUGAUGAUUAUGCAAAAAAUAUUAUGAACAAUAUUAAGGAACAUAAGAAUUAUAUUUUUAAAGAUAAUUUAUUAAUGCGUCGAUCAAAACAUCCUGUUCCUUAUGUACCACAACGUGAUCUUCGAAAAACAAUUUUAAAGAUAUAUUAUGAUACAGCAGCAAAUGGUGCUCAUUUCUCCAGAAGUAAAACUCUUCACAAAAUAAAACAACGAUACUUCUGGCCAUCAAUGUAUAAGGAUAUAGAAAACUACGUCAAAUCCUGUAUACAAUACGCACAAUUUAAUCCUCGUCGUCAAAACUCUCCUGGUACUUUAAAACAAAUUCCACCUCCUAAUGGAGUAUGGCAAUUAGUGGCUAUGGAUUUUCAUGGACCUAUUACACCAACGUCUCAACGUGGAAAUAAAUACAUUAUAUCUCUUACUGAUGUUUUAUCAAAAUUCGUCAUUACCAAAGCUGUACGUGAUAAUACAACUCAAACAGCUGUUAGAUUUCUCAAAGAAGAUGUUAUUUCAAAAUUUGGAACACCUCAUUGCAUUCUUACGGACAACGGAACUCAUUUUACAUCAGCAUUAAUGAACGAAUUAAUUAAACAAAUUGGCGUAACACAUUUAUAUUCAACACCGUAUCAUCCUCAAACCAAUGUUCAAGUUGAACGAUACAAUUCAACUAUGGAUGCAAAAAUUGCAGCUCUUUCAAAUUUACGAAAAACAGAUUGGGAUGAUCAAUUACGAUUUGUAACAUUCAAUUACAAUGCUUCAAUUCAUUCAUCAACAAAGCAAAUUCCAUUUCAAAUGAUGUAUGGUCGAUUAUCUGCAUUACCAUUUGAUUAUCGCGAUACGAACAUGACAAUUUCUUAUGAUUCAGAACAUGUUAAAAAACUUCAGCAAUUUUUAUCAAAAUUAAAUGAACAAGCAAGAGCUAUUAUAAUAAAAGCCCAACAACGAUAUAAACAGCAAUAUGAUAAAAAUCGUCCUAAUCCAUCGUACAAUAUUGGUGAUUUAGUUUUAGUAAAAACGCUUAAUUUCCGUUAUAAAUUUGAUACUCGUUAUGAAGGUCCAUUUAAAAUUAUUAAAAUUAUUACAUCAAAAACAUAUAUUGUUCAACACGUCAAAAAACCAACAUUAACUCGUCAAAGUUACCACGGACGUGUUACUUCCGAUCUUCGAACGAAUAUAUUAAAACCAAUAUGA
This is a messenger RNA of Rotaria sp. Silwood2, 1470 nucleotides long. The record is from the annotation of a GenBank genome assembly. NCBI's taxonomy places the organism in Eukaryota, Metazoa, Rotifera, Eurotatoria, Philodinida, Philodinidae.